Molecule: messenger RNA, 4709 nt
Organism: Dermacentor andersoni
Lineage: Eukaryota; Metazoa; Arthropoda; Arachnida; Ixodida; Ixodidae
Product: E3 ubiquitin-protein ligase rfwd3.S-like
Biological process (GO): interstrand cross-link repair; protein ubiquitination
Cellular component (GO): nucleus
Molecular function (GO): ubiquitin-protein transferase activity; protein binding
Source: RefSeq, a predicted model, not a curated record
GUCAGGCAACGCUGCGCCUGGGCAGUAGAGUUCGGUUCUCGCUUUAGUACGCGCCGAGUUGAAACAGAGUUGUUUUGAGCUGCUAAUUUCGCGUCACGUCGCUGAUCAAUCAAGUAAAAAGCUGUACCACCUGAGAAACUCGAUAUUCAGCGGAUCAAACGCAAAUUUUAAUAGCUGUGUUAGGCGUUUGUCAUCCCAAAACGCCUGUGAGAGUGAUCGCGUUUACUCUCUGCAGAGUUAGCGGGCGCAUAAUUGCAUUUUUCACUCUUUGCACUUUUCAGGGCGGUCCUAAACCCGACUGGAGAUUUUAAUCGAUUUUAGUUUUCAUAUUCGGACGUACUUCAUGCAGGUAAAUAAGUUUAUCAUUUCGCUUCGCUCGCAUAGGUGCUGAGAAAGGUCGGCCCCGUCAUGUACAGCUGACUAGCUCUCUGCCUGCUUUACUUGCGAAACAGGUCAUUAGACGUUGAGAUGUCUGAUGUGGAUGUUUCUGGUGACUCUGAGGAAGAAGGCAGCCAGUGGGAAACAGACGUGUCAAUUGCGGGCAGUGACGACACAGUGAGCAAUCUGUCGGGUAGUGUCACCGACCAGUCGGAUGAAGACCAGGAUCUCUUCCUCGACUUUGACGAAGGCACAACCAACAGUUCAACUGGUAUACAUGUUCAAGUGGACGUUGGCAACAUGAGUGAUCUCGAAGAUUUUGAUGACUCGGACUCAUCAUCCGUUCAGGUGCUCUCAGAAGCAGAACAACUAGAUGUCUCUAGCGUUGUUGAAGUGUGGACGGAUCGUGGAGAUGAGCUACCUGAUGAAGAUGAUCGAACUCAGUCUCCAGACUCCCGAUCAGAGCCAGGUAAUUCGGACACUGAAGUCGAAGAAAAUGGCAUGCCACAAGUAGAUGUUCCAGUAGUAGUUGCAUCAAGUGAGCAGCAACAGCCGCAACAACAAGCAGUGCAGCCAGUGCCUGCACAUGAACGGAGUGUUUCCGAUGAAGAAGGAACUACUUGCACAAUAUGUUUUGAAGCUUGGACAGCAUCGGGAACCCAUCGAUUGGCAUCCCUGAAGUGUGGACAUCUGUAUGGACUGAGCUGCAUUGAGAGGUGGGUUCGAGGACAGCGUGCCAAGUGUCCUCAGUGUAAUGCACCAGCCAGGAGAGUCGAUAUCCGCCCCAUAUUUGCACAGAAGCUAAUGGCAUUGGACACGAUUCAGCUGGACCAGGUCGUGAGCGAGCUGAAUGCAGAGCGGGAGAAGCGCAAGCGCUCAGAGAUCGAUGCCGAGCUGAUGCGGCAGAAGUACAAGCUGCUGUUGAACGACUACGAGAAGGUCAAGUCUGAGUUUUCCAACAUGAAGAGAAUGAGGCUAGAGACUUCGGCCUCAAGUCACAUUGACUGCAGCGCCGGGAGCAGCUCUUCCCAACGGUCUCCGGGCAAGUUCACUUUGGAUCGGGCUAUCGACCUCGGUAACAACACGUCGUGUAGAAAUUUGGCUGUCUCUGGGGUGCUGAAUCUGCUGGUGGUGUCGCAGAGCAAAAGUGGCCUUUUCAGUGGGUACGGCCUGCGCAAGGUUUCACUCUUCGACUUGAAGUCAUCCCAGUACAUCUUGAUACACAAGGGUGAAAUCAAGGACAUCGCAUUCCAUCAGCGCGACGCACUUGUGCUCUCAGCCUCCAACGACAAGACUGUCAAGCUUACUACCAUGAUAAACGACGCGAUUGUUCAGACUUACCACCAGCCUGUGGAAGCCUGGAGCUGUGCGUGGGACAAGGACGACAGCAACUGCUUUUACGUGGGCCUUCGAAACGGCGCGGUGCUGAAGUACGACAUACGCGUGACAUCCGAGCCUGUCUGCAAGCUGCCCACCACCAAUCGCUAUGAGCCCGUGGUGGCCAUGCAGCACAUUCCCAAGGGGCCAUCAUGUGCCGAAGACAGAAGCCCGUCAGGCCUGCUGGUGUCCCAGUUUCAGAUGUGCUCCUUCUUCGAAAAGCAGGCUGACACGGCGUUUAAGGUGCACCCUCUCCACAUGGAAGGCAACUGCAUUUCUAUCAGUUAUGAGCACAAUACACGACACCUACUGAUGAGCUGCAGACCAAGUGCUAGGACUCCUUACAUGACACACUCUAUAUGCAACAUGCUCUUCCCGAUGGCAGAUGAAGGCAGCCAGUGUGCCUUCAACGUUGUCCAUGUGUUCAAUGGAGGUCCCACUCAGGUGCAGCUGUCAAGAUCGUGCAUCUGCCUUGACCCUGAUGAUGCUGCCAACUUCUGGGCUGUAGCUGGUGAUGAGUCGUACAAACAGGUUCUUGUGUGGGAUGCUUCGUCGGGCAAGCGCAUUCACCAGCUGCCAGUCACCAACCCUGUGCUGGAUGUGUGCCCUGUGACAACUCCCCUCGGCUGGGGUCUGGCAGCGCUCGCUAAAAACACCCUGUCCCUAUACUCUUGGAAGCAUGGCGUCAACUAAGUGUCAUAUGUCGAAGGACAGCAUCAAACUCUCACCGAACAACGUCGGGCUCUGCAAAGUGGACCUCUUUGUAUGGCGUCAUGCAAAUUGUGGUCUGGUUGCAACUGUUCUGCCCAGUCAUCAAAUCUGUACAUAGAAAAGGGACUUUGAAAUUAUGCUCUCAGGGGUCUGUGACUAGAGUCUGCUAUUGCAUGACAUAAUCUAUUUGUUGUACAGGACAGUUGUUUGGCUCAGAGGAAAGCUCAUCACUUGUUGGAUGUUCAGCCGUCGUUAACGUGUCGAACUUAACACACUGGGCAAAGAACCACCACACGGCCCCCGUAUGGCAGCCUGCGGCUGCAAUGUGAAUAUGUCACAUGCUGCACUUACGAUAUGUGUGAUAAAGGGGCCCUACAUAGCACUGUCAAGUGUUUCAUUGUCACAGCGCCUCCUCCCCCCCUCCCCCCAGCUGAACAUUGGCAUGCUCUGGACCAGAGGGCAUGUGCAGUAAGCGAAUGACUAAAACUAUUGUGCCUUUUAAAAGCACCAACUUCCUUUCGACUUCAAGACACAUUGUACAGUGCUACAUCGCAUGGUUCCAGGGGAUAGACCAGGCGCCAUUGUCUGAAGUUAGCUGUACUAAUGAGAGGUUGUCUUGCUUUUCCAAUUAUAUAAAUUUAAAUGCUGCGCAUGUGUCAUAUUUAUUGUGGGAUGCCUCAACUUUUUCAACUGGAUAUGGUUGUUUGCAUACCAACCUACUUUAGAUUCCCUUUAAAGCUUCAGUUUGGAGCAGUUCUUGACGUGAGGCUCUGACACAGCUGUUAGAUGCAGCAAAGAUACCUGGGGGGUAUUGGGGGCUGAGUCAAUGGUCACGUUUUGCCAAACAUUGAAUCAUGGCAGGAUGAGUGUCAUAAAAAUGUGCUCGUGCAUAUACAGUAAGUGCACGUCUUGCAAUUCAUUUGAAACAUGGCUGCAUGCAUAUCACAAGUAUUUACUCCUUUGUGAUCAAUAAGUGCAAGUCUCAUAUAUUUUGAUGUGUUGUGGUUUACCCAAAGCACCUAAUGCCAUGACAUAGAUUGAGGCACCUAGACCUGCCACGUGGACUAAGGAAUUAUGUUGUACAGGUUAUUUGUAUAUUACCUCUGCAAAAUAUUUUACAAUGUUGGCUUAUGUACUGAAGACCGCCCAGAGCUGUUACUCGUGCCAAAAGAUAAACCAGGAAGCUGUUAGGGAAGCUGCGUCAGGUUAAGUGGCGUUGUGAGUGAAACGUGAACGUGCCAUCACUUUGCACUUCAGCGUCAUAAACUUGGACAGCGUUGUAUAAAGCACCUUGCACUCAGCACAAUACCUUCCUCUAGACGGCCGCAAUUUUUUUUCUUUGGAGCACACUUGAAACAGUUGUUUAUAACCAGCAAUGUCUGUUGUACAGCUUGAAGUGUUUUCUUGCCUGAUCUGAAAGUAGAGUCAGCCUUAUCAAGAAAUUUUUUUGCAAACCUGAGUGCACACAAUCUUUUUCAUAGGUCGCAUCAAGUUGGUCAUCAAACAGGAUUGGUAUCCUUACAGAAAAUAUAGCAUCUAAAUAUAUUCUUUCUGAAAUUUCCUCUUAGCGCUUCUAUUUUAAGAUGUGUAGACGACAUCAGCUGAAGUUAACAAGCGUCUGUGACGAGCACCUUGUGGCAGGUCAGGUGUGACUGCUUGUUUCUGUGAACGUUGUUUACGCUCGGCAUUUCAUCCACUAUUUUCAGUUCUCUUCUACAUGCAAGUUGAUUAGCUUGAUUUGGCAUUGAGCAGUUAGUUGAACAGCACUGUCAGUGCGCUUUCCAGGUGAAGCCAGCUGUCAUGGGAAUGGAGUCCAAUAUGCCAUGUCACACUACUGUAAUGUUUCAGAGUGGUUCUCUUCAAGGUUAUUGUUCGUUUUCAGUUAUUCUUUUGCAUGUCUAUUCCAUCUCAAUUCUUAAUUCUGCACACUGACAAGCCAAAGCCAUACCCCCUUUAGUACGCUGGAGAGACGGCUUUGGCAACUCAACUUCAGGGUUAUUGGAGGUGUCUGCCUCCUUAGGGAGGUUUAAAAGUGUACAUAAUAUAUAAGGUGUGUGCUCACCUGUGUCCCAGGUUUGAUGGAGGGAGGGGGGUAACAAAACACGAUGGUGCUUCAACAAAGCAUCUAAUAGGGACAAUUUUAAACAAGUGUUUGAAGGUGUUACUUUUGUGUGUGCAUAUGCGUACAAUUGUUUGCGAGCACCCUGGUGUGAAUCAAUAAAUGCUUUGUGCGUGAGUUUUUA